UGGUCUUCCGCCCCUUUGAGUGGGGUCGUUGGAAGGAGCCAACGCAGACGGCGUCUGCCGUUUGCGUUUUGGGAUUUCGCUACGAUUGUGAAGGAUUCAUUUCUUUUCCUAGCACAGGGCCAGUGAGGGCCUCCCCCAGCGGGGGGAAGUUUGCGGUAGUGUCGGGCCAUUUUUGAGGGCAAUGCCAGUGAGG
This is a messenger RNA of Amoebophrya sp. A120, 193 nucleotides long. NCBI's taxonomy places the organism in Eukaryota, Dinophyceae, Syndiniales, Amoebophryaceae. The record is from the annotation of a GenBank genome assembly.